Ilex paraguariensis (yerba mate) is the source of this 932-nucleotide messenger RNA. The record is from the annotation of a GenBank genome assembly. NCBI's taxonomy places the organism in Eukaryota, Viridiplantae, Streptophyta, Magnoliopsida, Aquifoliales, Aquifoliaceae.
CGCAUAGGAGCCGUUCCCAAACUCUAUACUAGUUCAGCUAGAAAAUAGAAACUAGAAACUAGAAACUGAAGAGUCUGAAUCGAAGGAGAAAGAAGUGAAGGAAGAAGAUGACCGAGGCAGUGAUAAGGAAGAAAGCCGGAAUGGCUAGCGUCAAGGACAUGCCUGUGCUGCAGGACGGACCGCCUCCGGGAGGGUUUGCACCGGUCCGAUUCGCCCGACGGAUCCCCAACAAGGGCCCCAGUGCUGUUGCCAUCUUCCUUGGUGCUUUUGGCGUUUUCUCUUGGGGGAUGUACCAGGUCGGCCAAGGCAACAAGAUCCGUAGGGAAAUUAAGGAGGAAAAAUAUGCUGCUCGCCGGGCUAUUUUGCCCAUGCUUCAAGCUGAAGAGGAUGAAAGAUUUGUCAAAGAAUGGAAGAAAUAUCUCGAGGAAGAAGCCCGAAUAAUGAAGGAUGUACCUGGUUGGAAAGUUGGUGAAAAUGUCUACCACUCUGGAAGAUGGAUGCCUCCUGCAACUGGGGAGCUCCGUCCUGAUGUCUGGUAAGGUGUCUGCUGUUCUAGCUGUCAAGAGCAGUUUCCAUGAGCUUGUCUCCCCACAGUGACAAUAAAACUGUAUCGGACCUAUCCUGUUUACAUGGAUUGAAGUGUUGCAACAAUUCUUGUUGGAUUUUACCCUUUUUUGGCUUAUGCCAAACCAAUAUUCAGUGUGGAUAGCAACCUAUAUGCCGUUAAAAGAACUUUGAAAUGUCUGAAAUAUAAUGCUGGAUGGCCGAUUUGAUGCCCCUCCUUGAAUUUCUGGCAAAGUAUGGAAGAUUCUGAUUUGAUGACUGUUGUGAACUCACAAAUAAAGUCAAUCACACAAACUGUACAAGGUGUUCAUUAGAUAUGUUUAUAAUUGAAUGAUUUGUUAAAACUUUGAGGAAUGUUUUGGAUGCAG